Molecule: messenger RNA, 2919 nt
Organism: Plasmodium adleri (nom. inval.)
Lineage: Eukaryota; Apicomplexa; Aconoidasida; Haemosporida; Plasmodiidae
Product: succinyl-CoA ligase, putative
Exons: 1
Coding region: 1-2919 (972 amino acids)
Molecular function (GO): ATP binding; acetate-CoA ligase (ADP-forming) activity
Source: RefSeq, a predicted model, not a curated record
AUGAUUGGUAAAAGAACAAACUCUACAUUUCUGAUAAUAAAAAAUUAUUACAACGUAUGGGUGGGAUACAACAAGAAUGUACAACAUAACUCUUAUUUUAAAAAUAGCUUGGAUUAUAUUUUCAAACCUAGGAGUAUUGGAAUUAUUGGUGCCACUGAAAGAAAAGGGUCUGUUGGUAAUUCUAUUGUAGAUAACCUAAUAAAAGGUGAAUCAAAUUAUAAGUUAUAUUUUAUAAAUUCUAAAGGUAGUAAGAUUUAUAAUAGACAGAGUUAUAAAAGUUUAAAAGAUAUAAAAGAGGAUAGUGUUGAUUUAGCUGUUAUAGCAGUACCCAGAAAUCAUGUUGUAAAUGUUAUGCAUGAAUUAAAAAUUAAAAAUGUUCGUGGUGUUGUUAUAAUAACAGCCGGAUUUAAAGAAACAGGAGCAGAAGGGUUACAUUUAGAAAAUGAAAUUAUUAAUAUAGGCAAAACUAAUAAUAUGAGAAUAAUAGGACCAAACUGCUUAGGUAUAAUUCAUUCUUAUCAUAAUAUGAAUGCCUCCUUUGCAAGUAAUGAUAUAUUAAAAGGACAUUUUUCUUUAUUAUCACAAAGUGGAGCUAUUUGUUCAGCUGCUUUAGAUUUAUCACUUCAACAUAAUAUUGGAUUUUCUCAUUUCAUAUCAGUUGGAUCAAUGUGUGAUGUUCAAUUUUAUGAAUUAGUAGAAUAUCUAUUUUAUGAUGUGAACACGAAAUAUAUUUUAUUAUAUGUAGAAUCUAUUGGAGAUAUGAACAGAUUUGUUGCAGUAUGUAAAAAAGUUUGCUUAUAUAAACCUAUAAUUCUUCUAAAAAGUGGGAAAACAGCCAAAGCAGCUGAAGCAGCUAUUUCGCAUACUGGUUCUAUGGUUGGUAAUUAUGAAAUAUUUUAUGCAACCAUGAAAAAGUUAGGUGUCCUUGUAGUUGACAAUUUUGAAGAAUUAUUUAAUAUGUGUAAAGUCUUAAAUUCUUCAAAAUACCCAGAAACUAAUGAAGUAUGUGUAGUUACAAAUGCAGGUGGUCCAGGUGUCUUAUUAGUUGACAAUAUUAUAAAAAAUGAUGGGGUAUUAAGUAACUUAAACGAUAAUUUAAAAAAUGAUUUAAAUAGCUUUUUACCAGAUUCUUGGAGUAAAGCAAAUCCAAUAGAUAUACUUGGAGAUGCAUCACCAGUAUUAUAUAAAAAAACUAUAAAUGCUAUAAUAAAAGAUAAGCAAUAUAAAAAUAUUAUAGUUCUAUUAUCACCACAAAGUGUAACUGAACCGUUGGAUACAGCCAAUGAAAUUAUUAAUCUUAAAAAAGAAGCUAAUGAAGAAGGAAGAUUAAUUUUAUGUAAUUAUCUUGGUGGUACAGCAUUAGAAGAAUCAGCAAAUGUGUUAAAUAAAAAUUAUAUUCCAACAUUUGUACAUCCUGAACAUUCAGUUCAAAAUUUAUUAAAAUUAUAUAAAAAUAUUAUGCAUAUACAAGGAAUCUAUCAAGAGAUACCAGAUUGUUUAUCUAACACAGUAGAAAAUCAUUAUCUUAACAAAUUAAUAGAAGAAUAUUAUUAUAUGAAAAAUAAAAGGGAUAUACAAAUGUCUGAAAAAAGAAAAAAAUCCAUUGAUAUUAUAAAAAAAGCUAUACAAAAUAAAAAUUAUAUUUUAAAUGAAUUUGAUUCGAAAAUUAUAUUAGAAAAUUAUGAUAUUCCAAUAGUACAAACUAGAAUAUUUGAAAAUGUAGAUGAUAUUAAAAACAAUGACAAUUUUACAUUUCCAUGUGCUAUGAAAAUAUAUUCAGAUAAAAUAACUCAUAAAAAGGAUAUAGGUGGAGUUAUAUUAAAUAUUAAUAAUAAGGAAGAAUUAAUUGAGUCUUAUAAUAUAAUAUAUAAUAAUGUUAAGGCACAUAAAUUAGAAAAAGACUUCAAAGGUGUAACAAUUCAAGAUAUGGUAAAUAUAAAUGAUGGUAUAGAAGUUAUAUUAGGUUAUUACUAUGAUAAUAAUUUUGGACCUGUUUUAUUAUUUGGAUCUGGAGGUUCAUAUGUAGAAAUAUUUAAAGAUAGUGUUUUGUUAAUACCACCUCUUAAUUUUUCAUAUACACAUCAUACUAUUAAAAAUACAAAAAUUUAUAAAGCAUUAGCAGGAAAUUAUUCUCGCUUUAGAAAAUGUGACAUGUCAAAACUUAUAACAACCAUUGUUAAAUUUUCAGAAUUAAUAUUAGAUCUUUUACCAUAUAUUAAUGAAUGUGAUAUUAACCCAUUAUAUGUAUCUGGCGAUAAAAUUAUUGCACUAGAUGCACGAUUUACAUUAAGAAAAAAUAAUAUCAGUGAUAAAGAAGAAAAUAUUUAUUAUGAUACAUUUUCUAAAAUAUAUCCUAUUGAUUUUAUAUCCUUUAAUGAUACAAAAAAUGAUAGUAAUAUUUUGGCAGGUAGUAAUAAUAUAAAUGUAUCAAAUAAUAUAAUAAAUGACACAAUCCUAAAUUGUAGUUUAGAUAAAAUUGAUUCUAUAACUAGAUGUAUUCAUCCAUAUGACUUUAAACUUAUUCAUAAAUUUUGUAUAGAUAAUUACAAAGAAUUACAUAACAACACUUUUUUUUAUACUGAUAUUGAUAGUAUAAAAUCAGAAUUAUUUUCUUAUGAAUUAUGUAAUUGUGAUUAUGAUUUAUAUAAUGUAAUUUUGUAUUUUAAUAAGAAACAAGUUAAUGGAUUAAUCAAAAUUGAAAAAAGAAAUGAAAAUAAUCAUUGUUAUAUUUAUGCAAAAGAUAAUUCCACUUUUUAUAUCUUAAUACAAAAAUUAAAUAAACUUUCAAAGAAACAAAAUAACAAAAAUAAUUAUGUUUAUUUAAAAACUAAUUCUCCAUAUAUCCAAGAUUUACAAUCCAUGAGGUACAAUUUGGAACAUACAUAUAAGGAUGUAGCUUGCUAUAAAAGCAACAAUUAA